CAUGAAGCUCCUGGUCUUAAUCUCAACACUCGUGGCUACGUCAUUAGCCGCACCUCAGGGCUACAGUCUGGGUACGCCCUCAGGACCAAGUUUUGGAAUUGGAGGUCCGGGUCCAGGAUUUGGCUCGGGAGGAUGCGGCCACGGACAGGUGCUGCAUGUCGACGGCAGGUGUGUCACUCCACGCGUCAACCGUAAAGUGUACUUAUAUGACGCACCACCAGCACCACCGAUUUCCCACGGUCCUCCUCCUUACAUCCCUGAGCCUACCAUAGACACAAAUAUUGUGUUUAUCCGAACUCCUGAAGGAGGACAAGGGCCAGAUCCCAUCAUCGUACCUCCACCACAACAGAAACACGUCCUGUAUGUCCUGAACAAACAGACACAACAAGGACAGGAAGUGAUUGAAGUGCCAGCACCGCCAGCAACUAGUCCUGAAGUUUACUUCGUGAACUAUGCUGACGGCGAGAACCCAGUACUUCCCAGUGGCGUUGAUCUCCAGAGUGCCUUGAAUGCAGCUUCCCAGGGAGGCGGAUUAGCGGAGGUUUCGUAAGCGGUGGCGAUAGUGGAGAAUUCAUCGCUGGUGGCAGUGGCGGUGGAUUCGUCUCAGGAGGUGGUUUCGGUGGAGGCUCCGGCGUUGUUUCCGCUCCCUCGAAUCUUUACAGUACUCCAUAAAGUUUACCAUUUGAAUAUUUCCAUCAUAUACUUCCAUCUAAGGUUUUAUCUGAAAAGCUUUAAGAAAUUUAUGUUCACGUUUUGUUUUGUUUUACUGAUAUGUAUACAUUCACCUAAUAAAUCUGAACCAAAAAAUAUA
This is a messenger RNA of Penaeus monodon (black tiger shrimp), 811 nucleotides long. RefSeq names its product pupal cuticle protein 36-like. NCBI's taxonomy places the organism in Eukaryota, Metazoa, Arthropoda, Malacostraca, Decapoda, Penaeidae. The record is from RefSeq and is a predicted model, not a curated record.